This is a messenger RNA of Frieseomelitta varia, 4394 nucleotides long. RefSeq names its product tripeptidyl-peptidase 2. The coding region runs from base 1 to 3846 and encodes 1281 amino acids. The record is from RefSeq and is a predicted model, not a curated record. Gene Ontology annotation, biological process: proteolysis. Gene Ontology annotation, molecular function: serine-type endopeptidase activity; tripeptidyl-peptidase activity. Lineage: Eukaryota; Metazoa; Arthropoda; Insecta; Hymenoptera; Apidae. The transcript is spliced from 20 exons. Gene Ontology annotation, cellular component: cytosol.
AUGGCAGAGGUCAUUGAUUGCAAUUUUCCUGUUUGGGGCCUUUUACCUAAAAAAGAGACUGGUGUCACUCAAUUUCUUACCAAAUAUCCGGAAUACGAUGGUCGAGGAGUUAUCAUUGCAAUUUUCGAUUCAGGGAUUGAUCCUGGGGCUCCUGGCAUGCAGGAAACUUCAGAUGGAAAGCCAAAAAUUAUUGAAAGAUAUGACUGUAGUGGGGCUGGAGACGUAGAUACUAGUAAAGUUGUGCAAGCACCUGACGGAUAUAUAACGGGAAUAACCGGUCGUAAAUUAAAGGUUCCAUCCAGUUGGAAAAAUCCCACUGGACAUUAUCACAUUGGAGUAAAGAAUUUGUAUUCACUAUAUCCAGGAAAGUUAAGAGAAAGAGUAUUAAUAGAAAGAAAAAAAAAAUUAUGGGACACAUGUCAAAAAUCUGCACUUGCAGAAGCAUCUAGGCAACUACAAGAAUUUGAGGUAAAAAAUCCACAAUUAAACAGUUUAAAAGAAAGACUAGAAAAGGAAGAGCUUGAAGCUAGAGUUGAAAUAUUAAAUAAUAUAGAAAAAAAAUACUCUGAUGUAGGACCUACAUAUGACUGUGUUGUUUUUCAUGAUGGUGAAGUUUGGAGAGCAUGCAUUGACACUUCUGAAGAAGGUAACUUAGAAACUGGUGUCCUUUUAGGAGAAUACACUUUGACAAGAGAAUAUGCACCUCUUAUACCUGAAGAUCAAUUAAAUAUUAGUAUUAAUGUUCACGAUGAUGGAAAUACAUUAGAAAUUGUUAGUUUAUGCUCAAGUCACGGUACACAUGUAGCUUCAAUUGCAGCAGCAUAUUUUCCUGAUAAUCCUGAAUUAAAUGGUGUAGCGCCUGGUGCUCAAAUUAUUUCAUUAAGUGUGGGAGAUGGCCGCAUCGGUACAAUGGAAACAGGAACUGCGGUAGUGCGUGCAAUGAUACAUGUAAUGAAACACAAAGAGAAAAUACACAUAAUAAACAUGAGUUAUGGAGAACAUGCUCAUUGGUCUAAUACGGGAAGAAUAGGAGAAUUAAUGAAUGAAGUUAUCGAUAAACAUGGUGUAACGUGGGUAGCGUCUGCUGGUAAUCUCGGACCUGCUUUGUGCACUAUUGGGACACCACCAGAUAUCAGUACUAAUAGUGUGAUUAGUGUUGGUGCCUAUGUGUCUCCUGAUAUGAUGGUAGCUGAAUAUUCUUUAAGAGAAAAAAUGCCGGGCAUGUCAUAUACGUGGUCAUCUCGAGGGCCAAUGAUCGAUGGUGGAGCUGGAAUUACUGUAUGCGCUCCAGGAGGAGCUAUCACUAGUGUCCCUAAUUUCACAUUAAGAAAAAGUCAACUCAUGAACGGCACGAGCAUGGCUGCCCCUCACGUUACUGGAGCUAUUGCAAUACUUAUAUCAGGACUUCUUGCGAAAGGUUGUCCUUUUUCUCCAUAUAGCAUAAAAAGAGCGCUUGAAAACACAGCUUUAUACAUACAAAACCUAGAUCCUUUUGCACAAGGUUCAGGAUUGUUACAAGUUGAACGUGCGUUCGAUAAUCUUCUUACUUACAAUGAUGUACCUGAAAGGGAUGUAAGAUUUGCCAUUAGCUGUGGGCCAAAUAACGCCAAAGGAAUUCACAUGAGAAACGGUGUCAUUAAUCGAUCAAAAGAUUAUGCCAUUACUGUUGAACCUAUAUUCCUUAAUAGCGAAAAUACUGACCCAGCACUUAAAAUUGCUUUCAAUUUGAAAUUGACUUUGGUAUGCGAUGCAUCUUGGGUACAUUUUCCAACGCAUUUUGAUUUAAUGAAUAUGGUUCGUGCAUUUGCUAUCAAAAUUGAUGGUUUUAAUUUACCCGAAGGUGUUCAUACAACGAGCGUGCGAGCAUAUGAUGUAACAGAUAUUGCAAAAGGACCAGUGUUCCAAAUACCAAUAACUGUAGUGCAACCACAAACACUGCCAAAAACUGCGAUCCUUCCAGACUUAGCGUAUACAAAUAUUUUAUUUAAACCGAAUACAAUUCGUCGACAUUUUAUUCUCGUUCCUGAAGAUGCAACAUGGGCGGUGGUUAGAUUGAAGAGCACAGAAAGAGAUAAAACUGGAAGAUUUGUGAUUCAUAGCGUUCAACUGAAACCACGUUUGUCUUGUAAAACUCUAGAAGUUGAUAAAUUGUUGACUGUUACUUCUCAAUCAGAAAUUGUCCAUCCAUUUGCUGUUCAGGGAGGAUUGAUCGUAGAAGUGGUUAUUGGAAAAUAUUGGGCAAACAUUGGUGACAUGUUAGUCGAUUAUUACAUAGAAUUUCAUGGUAUCCAUAUGAUAAAUGGAAAUCUUACAAUGCAAUCUGGCGAUGGAAUAAAUCGCUUAGAAAUACGAAGUUCUCUCAGGAAUGAAGAAGUAGUACCCAAUAUUUGUCUUAAAUCAUCCGUACAAGUAUUGAAACCCACUGAUGCAAAAAUUAUUCCUUUACGAGAACGAGAUAUUAUUCCUCCUUCACGACAAAUUUAUGAAUUGCAAUUAACAUAUACUUUCCACUGCGCAAAAGCAACUGAAGUAACUCCAAAUGCUGCAUUACUUAGCGAUUUAUUGUAUGAAAGCGAAUACGAAAGUCAAAUGUGGAUGAUUUAUGAUACUAAUAAACAACUUAUUUGUUGUGGAGACGCAUAUCCAUUAAAAUAUGCUAAUCAAAAAUUAGAGAAAGGCGAUUAUACUUUAAAAAUGCAUGUACGUCAUGAAAAGAAAGAUUUACUCGAUAGAUUAACGGAAAUGCCGUUCCUUUUAAGUCACAAGCUAAAUAAUCCAAUUAAUCUGGAUGUAUUUGCCAGUCAGUCACAAGCUAUUAUCGGUGGCAAGAAAAUGAUAGCAGCUUCAAUUCCACCCGGUCAUAUUCUUCCUUUAUAUGUUGCCCCUCUGAUUAAUGAAAACAACGCUGAAAACAAAGUUUCCAAAAAUACUGCCUUAGGAAGUGGUAGUUACUUACAGGGUUUAUUAACCUUCUGCAAAGAUGAUAAUGGAAAAAAAGUGGAUUAUCAUUCAUUUAAAUAUAUUUUAUCUGAACCAACCAAAAAAUCUAGUAGUAGCAGUAGUAGCAAUAGUUCUCACAAUUCUUCAUCAAAGGAGAAGAGUACCAAAUGGGAUGACUACAAUGAAGCACUUAGGGAUUUCAAAUGCAGUUGGCUUACGAAGCUAGCUCCUUCUACGAAACCUGGAGAAUAUGCAAAUCUACUCUAUGGAGAGUUAAAGACUCUCUUCUCUGAUCAUUUGCCCGUCCACACUGCCAUGCUAAUUUCUUUGGAAUCACCUGAAGCUCGACGUCAUGUACCACAUGAUGAUAUCUCAGAAGAAUCUAUUUCUCUGGCAAAUCAAAUAAUAACUGUCGCAGAUGCUGUGAUUACAAAUAUUGAUCAAGACAAACUCUUGGCCUAUUAUGGAUUAAAGAGUGAUCAACGCGACGAUGCAGCAAAGAUUAGAACAACUAUGGAAAAACAGAAAUUUAGCUUGAUAAAAGCAUUAGUAAAGAAAGGAUGUGCAUUAGCGCGAUUGUACGUACACAGUAUGAAAAAAGGAGAGGGAGAUCGUCAAUCAUACGAACAUUUAUUAGAGAGUGUGACACAUCAUUGGCAAGAAGUACAAAAAUUCGCUGAACCAACUGACAUUAAGAUCAUUACUCUCUCAUUAUGGCAUGCCCAUAUUAAUAAUCAUUAUGGCCGCUAUUUGAAAUUAUUAUUACGUUAUUAUGAAGAACAUCCAUUAAAAGAAGUUGAUGAAAAAUGUAUAGAACUUGCAAAUAUCUUAGGAUGGGAACACUUGUCACGUCACAUUAACACAAGUAUACCAUCGCGUUAUCCUUCUACAUACAGAUCGUUUUGAUUAACGAUAUAAUAAGAUCAAUUUGAUAUUUUGACAAUGGAAACUAAUCAUGGCAAACAGUUUCCAAUGCAUCUUUAUGGUAGAAGUAUCUCUACCAAAGUUAUUCAGAUGUAUUAUACGCUUAGAAAAAUAUAAUUUUAUUCACAUUUAUAAAAAAAAAAGUAUUGAAAAAUGAUUCUAGAAAAAUAUUUUAAUUUUUGAUUAUAACAAAUUAAGUAAUAUUAAUUUUUACGAUGUAUAAUUUAUUUUAUGGAAAUCGUAUCUCGCUUAAUUAAUUUUAACAAAUCACGAAACAUGAUAUAGCAAUAGUAAUAUGACAUAUGUACUAAAAAAAAUUUGAAUACAUUGCUGAUUUUUAUGCAUUAACGACAAUGUUAAAAAAGUAUGACAAUAUGUGUAUGUGUGUUUACACACAAAAGACAUUAUAUCAUUAAAAGUAUCAUUGUUUUAAUAGUUCAUUUUCAUGGGGUUUAACACUUCAAAAGAGAAAGAAGCGCUAGAAUAUCAUGGAAACUGUUAAUUUAGAAAUUAAAAUUUUUGAACGAUGA